UAUAAACCUUGAGUGGGCAAACAAUAGAAAUUAAUCAUUUUUUUUAAAGACAGUACGCAGCGGUAGCACCUCUUCCAUAAUGUAGCCUGCAAUCAUUUUUUAAGCUCACCUUCAGACGCUUUCUGUGCUGCUGACGUAAAAUCAAGUUUUGCCCCACAUCUUUAUGCACGCUCAUCACCAUCCUCGAUGAGUCUAAUGACAUGUCAUCUGUGAACUUCACGAUUGUACCAGACGGGUGCAGCGGUUUGCUUAGAGGGAGGAGAGGAGAGAGGAGGGCACAACCCUGGGAGGAUUUUCUGGAUGCUUGAUGUGAUUCUUUCCAGCCUCACUUACUGUUUCCCCUCUGUAAAAUUCCACUCAGGAGUCUUGACAUUUCUACUCAGAAGUAACUUGAAAUUUCAAGAUAGUCAUAAUGUGGGGUUAUUGUGUCAGAAUUUUGACACAAUAACCCCAAAUUAUGACAUAACUUACACUUUUGACCUAUCGCUGCCUGUUAAUGUAUUUAUUCAUUUAUUUGUUUACUGGCAGUAACAAGCGUCCACGCCCAUGCAGCAGCGCUACUACUGACACAACUGCGUAAGCAUCUGUGAGGACAUGCCAGAAAUGACCUUUUUAUUUGUUCCUUUAUUAUGUGAGUAAGCCAUCUCCGAGAAGAGGAACUGUGACGAUUUUGCUGGACGUGGAGGAGGUUUUAGACUUUACCAAAUAUGGCAGUGUGGGGCGUGGGACCCACAGCCCGCAGACAGAUAUCGCUGGAUAACAGAGGGGAUGCGCCGAGGAACUUAAAGCUUUAACAUUAUUGUGAAAUAAAACUCCUGGUGGCUCAGAAAUCGAUUAUGAGACAAAUGCCCACUAAGUAGAGGAGAAGCAGGAUCCGAAAUUCAGUACAAGACUCGUCUUGAAACUUGCAGGACUAUUAAAGUCACUUUCACCUCCUGACAGACUGUAACAUCCCAUCAUGCCAUUGAUUGUGGUCCCUACUUCCCAGUUGCUCUGGAUGCGAGUAGCUGCCCUGUUAUUCACCUGUGUGGCAUUCAGCGUCGCUGCACAUGGAGCUCAUCUGCCCCACCAAGGCAUGGCUGACUGGUGCAUCUUCUGCUGGGCGUUCAGCUUCGCUUGCACUCUGCUGGUCCUGCUGGUAGAGUUGUUCGGCCUCCAGGCCCGGGUGCCAGUGUCCUGGUCCAACUUCCCCAUCACUGUCGCCUGCUACGCUGCCCUACUCUGCCUUUCAGCAUCCAUCAUCUUCCCAGUCUUCUUCCUUAGACACCAACAGGCCAGUGAAACCCGUGACCAUCGCAUAGUUUCCACAGUCUUCUCCUGCCUGGCAGCGGUUGCCUACAUGGGGGAGGUGAGCCUGUCUAAAGCAAGGCCAGGAGAGGUGGCAGGUUACAUGGCUACAGCUCCGGGCUUAUUGAAAGUGUGCCAGACCUUUUUGGCCUGUAUUAUCUUCAUCCUGAUCAGCAGCCCAGUGACAUACGACCAUCAUCCAGCACUGAAGUGGUGCAUGGCAGUGUACUGCAUCUGCUUCAUCCUCUCCAUGGCUGUGGUGGUGCUGUGUGUGGGAGAGUGGACCGGCUGUCUCCCCAUCCCAUUCUCCAAGUUCCUUUCGGCAUACGGGCUCCUGGCAGUUAUCAUGUAUUUGACUGCCACCAUCCUCUGGCCUGUGUUCCAGUUUAACAAGAGUUACGGGAGAAACGAUGACCCAGAAACAAUCGCUGCUUCUGUACUCACUGCCAUCAAUUUCCUGCUUUAUGUUGCUGACCUAGUGUACAGUGCCAGGUUAGUGUUUGUCAGUGGCUGAGAAGAAGAGAGAAGAAGAGAGUAAACAAUAGCUUUGCAGAGCAGUAGAGCUAAUGCUGAGCUCCCCCCCCCCCCUUUUUUUUAAACCCUGAAUUUAAAAAAAAAAAUAUUGAAGUCCUACAAAGCAGUCCCAAAUUUGAAAAGCCUGUUUUGCCUGUGAGUAUGUAUUUAUUUGAAUGUGAUCAAAUAAUUGCCAUACAGCAUUUAACCUCUAAUGUGAAAUGAUGUGUGCAACACAACUCAGCUAUCAAAGUGUGAGAUUUCAUAUAAUCGUGUGGGAAAAAAGUAAAUUAUGUACUAUUAAAGCCAAUAAAGUCAGCACACUGGAGCACAGGGGGGUGGCAAAAUUGGGCACUUGCAUUCCAACACGCUCUAACUGAAAGAUCAUCAUCUUGUAAUCUUUUGUUAACAGUGCUUUAAAGUCAUAUCAGUAUCAAUAUCAUUAUAAUGGCAACACAGUAUUAUGAUAUUUGUAUUAGUUAAAGAA
Messenger RNA from Maylandia zebra (zebra mbuna), 2287 nucleotides. RefSeq names its product myeloid-associated differentiation marker homolog. Lineage: Eukaryota; Metazoa; Chordata; Actinopteri; Cichliformes; Cichlidae. The record is from RefSeq and is a predicted model, not a curated record. Gene Ontology annotation, cellular component: membrane.